UUAAUUGCAAAUUUUCCUAUUUAUCAUACUCAUUAAUUUUAAUCAUGGUUUGGAGUAUUGCUUCUAAAACCAAUACUUUUGGCUUGAGAGGAAGAGCAUUAAGAGUUGCCAUCACCGCAACAGCUGUUACUGGGUUUUCCUUGUUCGGUUAUGAUCAAGGUUUAAUGUCUGGUAUUAUCACUGCUCCUCAAUUUAACUCAGAAUUCCCUGCUACUUUGAACGAUAGUGUCAACCAAGGAGCUGUCACUUCUUGUUAUGAAAUUGGUUGUUUCUUUGGGGCUAUAUAUGCCUUGGUCAGAGGUGAUAGACACGGUAGAAGGCCAUUGGUUCUUUGUGGUUCUGUAAUUAUCAUCAUUGGUACAGUUAUUUCUGUCGCAGCAUUCAAGGACUCUUGGGGUUUGGGCCAAUUUGUUAUCGGUAGAGUCAUCACUGGUAUUGGUAACGGGUUGAACACUGCCACUAUUCCAGUUUGGCAAUCUGAAAUGUCCAGAGCUGAAAACAGAGGUAGAUUGGUAAACUUGGAGGGUUCUGUUAUUGCCGUGGGUACCUUCAUUGCCUAUUGGUUAGAUUUUGGAUUGAGUUAUGUUAACACCUCGGUAUCAUGGAGAUUUCCAGUUGCCAUGCAGAUUCUUUUUGCCUUAAUGUUGUUAUUUGGAAUGCUGCAAUUACCAGAAUCUCCAAGAUGGUUAAUUGCUCACGACAGAAAGCCUGAUGCUUUGUUGGUGUUGGGUGCUUUGAACGAUGUUGAACCAGAAUCUGACCAAGUUUUGGCUGAAAUUACUGUUAUUGCCGAUGCUGUCAACAGGUUCGACAAGCAGCAAGUUGGUUUCAAAGACUUGUUCACCGGUGGUAAGACCCAACAUUUCCAAAGAAUGAUGCUUGGUUCUAUUGGUCAGUUUUUCCAACAAUUCACCGGUUGUAAUGCUGCUAUUUACUACUCCACUGUGUUAUUCGAACAAACCAUUGAUUUGGACAGAAGGUUAGCUUUGGUUUUAGGUGGUGUUUUUGCUACCGUUUACGCCAUUGCUACGAUUCCUUCGUUCUUUUUGAUUGAUACUUUAGGAAGAAGAAACUUGUACUUGAUUGGUGCCAUUGGCCAAGGCUGUUCUUUCCUCAUUGCUUUUGGAUGUUUGGUUCAUGAAACUAAACAAACUGCUAAGGGUGCAGCCGUUGGUUUGUUUUUGUUUAUCGUUUUCUUUGCCUUUACCAUCUUGCCUUUACCAUGGAUAUAUCCACCAGAAAUCAACCCAUUGAGAACCAGAACUCUUGCUUCUGCUAUCUCUACUUGUACCAACUGGAUCUGUAACUUUGCUGUUGUUAUGUUUACUCCUAUUUUCAUUGCCAAAUCUAACUGGGGUUGUUACUUGUUUUUCGCUGCUAUGAACUUUGCCUUUGUUCCUAUCAUUUUCUUUUUCUACCCUGAAACUGCUGGUAGACAAUUGGAAGAAAUUGAUAUUAUCUUUGCAAAGGCCUAUGUUGAUAAGAGACAACCAUGGAGAGUUGCUGCUACUUUGCCCAAGUUAUCUUUAACUGAAAUUGAAGAAUAUGGUAACCAAUUGGGCUUGUACGACGGUGACUUUGAAAAGGAACAAAACGAAUUGAGAGAAGACUCUUCAAUCGUCAAAUCCAAUGAUGAAUCCUCCCACAACCAGGAAGAGAAUACCGAAGGUGUCUUCGCUAAUGAUACCAGCAACAAAGCUUAAUAUGGCUCGAUGUCACCACUCCCUAUAAUAUAUACAUAUAUGUAUAGACCAAUGUAUUAUUAAUUAGUCUUAAAUCGUUGUACAAGUCCAGGGAUACAUAUAAAUUUGAACUAAAGCUGAUUGUUUGACUAUAUACACGUUACCAUAGAUGAACUUCGAAAGAAUUCAUAAAUAAAUGUUUUUCAUAAACCAAUGCUGUUGUCGUAGAAGAAGUUGGGGGUUCCCCCACCAAACACGCGAUCAAGUGCUUCAUUAAAUUCGGGAUCUCCCAAUGGAAUCUUACCGGAGAAAUAGGUGGAAGGGCUAGGUGAAUUUCCGUAAUUAGGGCUCACUUUGGAAUCCCAAACCAGGUUUAUUAAUGGGUUCUUGGGAUCAUGAACUGAAAGGUAACCUGUUGGUCCUGGAAUCAAUCCUGGGCAACCCAUUGGUGAAACUUCACCGAAACUAUUCAUGCUGUUUCCAGUACUAUCUGUGGAUGGAGCUGUAGUAGCAGUGAAGUUCGACUUAGAGUCUCCAAUAAGGUCACUGGCAGUUGAUGAACGGUCUGAUUGUGUAGCGGGAUUAACUAUUUCAGCUCUCAAGAUUGGAUCGGCCCGCUUCUUUUGGUAUAGCUCAGGGAAAAGGGCCAUAAAGUGAUUCAGGAUUUGAAUCAAAUAAGGGUUAUUGUCAAAGAAAACACGUUUGGACUGGCUUUCUACAAUUCGUAUUCCCAUUUGCAACAUAAUAAAGGUAACCAAACACAUAACAGAAUCAAUUUGAUUAAACAUUUCACCAUUUUUAGGUGGAUUUCUGAAAAGUUGUUUUACCAGGCAAUUUAUCAUGCCGUCAAUCAAAAGUUCCAUAUCCGAUACAGUGUCUUCACUUUUAGGUUUAUUUAAACACAGUUGCAAAAUAUCCAAGACAGCAGCAGACAGAUAGAAUAUCAACCAACUGAGGUUUGAAGCCGAAAUUGUAUUGCGAACAGUUCUCAAUGUUAUAUGCACUAUGGUUCUGGCACUAUCCGAAGCAAGGUCUCUGAGAUAUAUGGCUUCAGAGUUUUUGAUUUCGAUUUCAUGAGGAUCACAUUUCAACCUAGUGAUUAAUCUAUUCAUUGUCAUUAAUUGCGUAAAGAACGCUAGGUGGAAUGACAAUAGCAUCACUAAUUGACCGUCUUCAAUUGUCUUAUUUUGGAAAAGCGCCAGAUUACCAAAUUCCGAAUCAUUAUAGAACCGUGGUCUGAGUUCCGGACUCAUGCUUGAUCCAAGUUCCCACAUUUUCUUAUUCAUGGAUGUCAAGAUAUAAAUGAUGUCGGUAAAUGAAUGAUCACAAGAACUAGCACUGAACAAUUUGGAAUACGCUUCAAAUCUUAACCUGUUUAAAAGGCUCAUAAAGUGACCGAAGUAUACAUCGAGCCCUUUCUCUUCUAAAAGAAACUUCAACAAUUUAGGAUCCAAGUGGUUGUCAGUAUUAAUAUUAAAAGGUAAAUUUUUAACGGUAGAGCCCGAAAUAAAAUCUUUCCUGGUCAACGUCGAGACAUCAGCUGGGUUAAUCAAAGGAGGCUUUCCAUGUCUGUAACAGAUUUCUAUAUCCAAAUAUUCACAAAACCACCAAAGUUUUCUUCUGAAUGCCACUUCUUCUAUUGGUAACCCUUCAAACGACUCGCAUCGGUGUAAACCUAUUUCUUGGGCAAAUCUUACGGCAACAGCAGCCAAGAUAUAGUUGGCAGUAGACUUUAC
Yamadazyma tenuis ATCC 10573 is the source of this 3418-nucleotide messenger RNA. NCBI's taxonomy places the organism in Eukaryota, Fungi, Ascomycota, Pichiomycetes, Serinales, Debaryomycetaceae. The record is from RefSeq and is a predicted model, not a curated record.